Molecule: messenger RNA, 580 nt
Organism: Racocetra persica
Lineage: Eukaryota; Fungi; Glomeromycota; Glomeromycetes; Diversisporales; Gigasporaceae
Source: the annotation of a GenBank genome assembly
UCAGAUAUUUUACAAAUAUUUAUUAAUUUGUCAGAAAAAGAUGGGUUGGUUGAUGUAGAAAAAGUAACUGACUAUAUUAUUGAUAUUAUAUUUGCUGCUAUACAUACAACUUCACAAACUAUUACAAAUGUUCUUUAUGAGUAUGGUGCCCGCCCCGAAUAUUGGAAAGAGUUGCUUGAAGAAAAUGAAAGAAUUUCAUGUGAAGUUAAAGAUGGAUACUUGACUCGUCAAGAUGUUAAAAAAAUGAUUAAAUUGGAUAGUUUUAUAAGGGAGACUUUAAGAAUUUGGCAACCAAUCGUUGGAAUAGAACAUAAAACUCUUAAUGACUCUUUUACAUUCUCAAAUGCAGAGAUUCAUGGCACUGAUCAAAAUGCAAAUAUAUUUGAUGGUUUUCAACACAUUGAAAAAAACACUCAAGCUACAAAAACGGGAAGAGAAUAUGUCCCAUUUGGUUUAGGGAGGCAUGCAUGUCCUGGCAGGUUUUUUGCAUUGCAUCUUAUUAAGAUUACAAUGUAUUUAUUAAUUCAAAAAUAUAAAAUUGUGACUGAAGGUAGAAAUAUUAUUAGACCAAAUUAUGCAG